This is a messenger RNA of Pseudophryne corroboree (corroboree frog), 756 nucleotides long. It is a transcript of the gene VPS28, whose product is annotated as VPS28 subunit of ESCRT-I. The coding region runs from base 10 to 561 and encodes 183 amino acids. Lineage: Eukaryota; Metazoa; Chordata; Amphibia; Anura; Myobatrachidae. Gene Ontology annotation, cellular component: ESCRT I complex. The transcript has 6 exons. Gene Ontology annotation, biological process: protein transport to vacuole involved in ubiquitin-dependent protein catabolic process via the multivesicular body sorting pathway. Gene Ontology annotation, molecular function: protein-containing complex binding. The record is from RefSeq and is a predicted model, not a curated record.
UACGAUAACAUGGCCGAGCUCUUUGCUGUGGUGAAGACUCUUCAAGCAUUGGAGAAGGCUUAUAUCAAAGACUGUGUUUCACCAAGCGAGUAUACAGCCGCCUGCUCCCGGCUCCUGGUUCAGUAUAAAGCUGCUUUUAAACAAGUACAAGGAGCAGAAGUUGGGUCCAUAGAUGAUUUCUGCAGAAAAUACAGGCUGGACUGUCCUCUGGCUAUGGAGCGUAUUAAGGAAGAUCGACCAAUCACCAUCAAGGAUGAUAAAGGAAACCUGAAUCGCUGCAUUGCGGAUAUCGUCUCUCUCUUCAUUACUGUGAUGGAUAAACUACGUUUAGAGAUCCGAGCCAUGGAUGAGAUCCAGCCUGACCUGCGAGAGCUGAUGGAGACCAUGAACCGGAUGAGCCACCUUCCCCCAGACUUUGAGGGGCGAGAGAAAGUCAGCCAGUGGCUGCAGAAGCUCAGCAGUAUGUCUGCAUCAGAUGAGCUGGAUGACUCUCAGGUUCGCCAGAUGUUGUUUGAUCUAGAAUCUGCAUAUAACGCCUUCAAUCGGUUCCUGCAUUCCUAGCGAUGCAAUGUGCUGUUACCUUCCCCUCACGUCUCCAUUCUGAACCCUCGGAGAGCGGGGCUGGAUCUCCAGGAACGCCAAGUGUGUGAAGACAUUGUGCAGUAGAGAAAAGUGUCUGUUUAGCGUCUCGUACUUCCCCCUAUUGUUGUAUUUUCCUUGUUUAUAUAUUAAUAAAUAUAUGAUCAUUAUACCUAA